Molecule: messenger RNA, 6358 nt
Organism: Carcharodon carcharias (great white shark)
Lineage: Eukaryota; Metazoa; Chordata; Chondrichthyes; Lamniformes; Lamnidae
Product: protein phosphatase 1 regulatory subunit 12A-like
Exons: 19
Coding region: 26-2620 (864 amino acids)
Biological process (GO): signal transduction
Cellular component (GO): A band; cytoplasm; Z disc
Molecular function (GO): enzyme inhibitor activity; protein kinase binding; phosphatase regulator activity
Source: RefSeq, a predicted model, not a curated record
UUUUGGGAGUGAGUGCGGCGGGAAGAUGGCGGAUGAUCGGAAACGGGCGGAUAACGCUAAGCAUCGGCGGGGCGAGCAGCUCAAGCGCUGGUUGGGCUCCGAGACUGACCUGGAGCCCCCCGUCUUCAAGAAGAAGAAGACCCGAGUCAAGUUCGACGACGGCGCCGUGUUCCUGGCCGCCUGCUCGAGCGGCGACACCGAGGAGGUGAAGCGGCUGCUGGACCGCGGGGCUGACAUCAACUACGCCAAUGUGGACGGGCUGACGGCGCUGCACCAGGCUUGCAUUGAUGAGAACCUUGAAAUGGUGAAGUUUCUGGUGGAGCACUAUGCAGACACUAAUCAGCCAGAUAAUGAGGGCUGGACCCCGCUGCAUGCUGUAGCAUCCUGUGGAUAUAUAAAUAUAGCUGAGUAUUUAAUAAAUAAUGGAGCCAGUGUCGCUGCUGUUAACAGUGAAGGAGAAAUCCCAUCAGAUAUUGCAGAGGAAUCAGCAAUGAAAGAGCUUUUACAAGAUGAAAUUAAUAGGCAAGGAAUUGAUGUUGAGGCUGCAAGGAGGGAGGAAGAACACAGAAUGCUCCAGGAUGCCAGGCAGUGGUUGAACAGUGGCAAAAUAGAAGAUGUAAGGAACACUAAAUCAGGUGGCACAGCUCUGCAUGUGGCUGCUGCAAAAGGCUAUUUGGAGGUCUUAAAGCUACUGAUACAGGCUGGAUAUGAUGUAAAUGUCAAGGAUAAUGAUGGGUGGACUCCACUGCAUGCUGCUGCUCACUGGUGCAAAGAUGAAGCCUGUAGAAUCCUUGUGGAGAAUUUUUCUGACAUGGAGGCUGUUAACAAAGUGGGUCAGACUCCUUUUGAUUUAGCAGAUGAAAGCAUUGUUGAGCUUUUAGAGGAACUCCAGAAGAAACAGAAUAUUCUUCGCACUGAGAAACGAGCUGAGAGAUCAACGCUCAUUGAAUCAACUGUAAAUUGCAAACUACAGACCAAGCACUUGAGUAAAGACACUCUAUUUUCUGAAGAAAAAGAAACAAAGUGCAAAUCACCUGAGCAAGAAAAGGUUGAUGAAGAGCGUAAAAAAGAUGAAUCCAGCAGCUCCAGUUCUGAGGAGGAGGAUGAUGCCACCGAUUCUGAGUCAGACAUAGAUGCAGAAAAAUCAAAACCAUCUGUCAAAAAUAACAUAAAUAGCAAAUUGAACAGUAGAGGCUUGCAGCUUGCUCCAAAUGCAGUACAGUCCAUGCGAUACACAACUACCACUGCAACAAGAAAGAUUAUUAGCCCUUUUAUUAAAUCUACUGCCAAAGAUGAAGAAGGAAAAGAUGAAUCCCCAGCAUCUUGGAGACUGGGGUUGAGGAAAACUGGAAGCCAUGAUGCACUGAGUGAAAUCAGUAGUUCCCAAGCACUGAAAGAGAAGGACACAUUUGGGAUUAUCCGGUCUGCUUCAAGUCCUCGUCUUUCAACCAUAAUUGAUAACCGGGAAAAGGAUAAAGAUAAUAAAACUAGGCUUGUGUAUGUUGCACCAACAAUCCCUAACAGAAGACUGCACAGCACAUCUGAUAUUGAAGAAAAGGAAAAUAGGGAAUCAGCAGCUAGCCUGGUACGAAGUGGUUCUUAUACAAGACGACAGUGGAAGGAUGACCUCAAGGAUAUAAAUCAUGUGGGAAGUGAAGGCAGCAUGUCUGUAAAUGCAUCAACCACAAAUGCAAUGCCUUUGUAUCAGCGAAGUGCCUCAUUUACUAGAAGAAAAGAUGACUUGAACAGUUCCUCCAUUUCAGUCAUUCCCAUCACCACCUCAGUUACCUCAGCUGCUACUAUAGCAACAGUUAUUUCAGCUACUGGUCAGCAACCCAGCCGAAAUACCAUCAUCUCUCCCUUCUUCUCUUCCUCUUCCAUCUUAAAUAGUGUUGUUUCCACAGCAGCGAGCCAGCAGGGCAGGUCGUACCUCACUCCUGUCCGAGAUGAGGAAGCAGAAUCGCAGAGAAAAGCUCGAUCCAGGCAGGCCAGGCAGACAAGGAGAUCAACACAGGGUGUAACACUAACGGACCUGCAGGAAGCUGAGAAGACAUUCAGUCGAUCUCGUGCUGAGAGACGAGCUCGGGAACAGCAGGAGAAAGACGAAAAGGAAAAGCAAGAUGUAGAAAAGCAGAAUGAGAAAGAAAAGACAUUAAUUACACAGGAUACAGAAGAUUACAGGCAAAGAUUGAGUAGAAGCCAAGAGGAAGAGUCUGGGUUUCGCCAAUCACGAUAUACAUCGCAACCAGAUAGUCCAGUCGCACCUCUCACGUCGCCUUCUACAUCAGGCAGCUUCCUGUAUUCAGGCACCGAACAAAAUCGCCUGAAUGGAGUUAUAGAUCAAGCACCUUACAUCUCGCACUCAAGGACUUUAUCCAAGGAAAUGGAGAGCAAUGAUGACUCUGAGAAAACAAAUGAAGAUGACAAAGAUGUCAAUGACAGACAACUGUCAAUAAGAGAAAGACGACGACCAAGGGAGAAGAGACGAUCUACUGGUGUGUCAUACUGGACUCAAGACGGUGAUGAAAAUGAUGGAAAAGGGGAAGAGAAAGACAUCCGGAAGGUCAUAAGUUCACCAUGGAUCUGUAAACAAGCAGGCCUCUUCCAAGAAAUCGCCUGACCUAUAUGGAACUUGAGAAAGAGUUGUUUGUUUAGGUUGAACUGCAAAGCAUUUUAAUUGAUGAAAAGCUGGGAGACAAAAAGGCAAUCACAUGGGACAGAGGAAAAAAAGACUUGAAUUGUGAACCUGCUGGUUUUGAAGGCUGUCUUGUUGGAGGGCAAGCUGAGGAAAGAAGGUUACCUUGACUGGCUCCCUCUCUCUCUACCUUGCCUAAAAUUGUGAGGCUAUCAACCUGUCACCAGAGAACCCUCAUCUAAGUGUAACUAGUCUGCAUUUGGACUGCAAAGCUGGGAGUAGGUGAGAACUUCCAGGCAUCCACCGGGACCAGUGACCCAUCUGCACACAAGGGAACUCCAGGUUGACAGCGUCGAGACCCUGCAGACUUUAUCCUUUAUUUUAUAACGUCCAUCCCCCAAAGCCCGUCUCUGCAAAGAGACUAAAUCUAUUUGUCCUUUGUUGUGCGCACACUGGGGAAGCUUUAGGAAGAGAUAAAUAGUUAUACUUCCCGAUUGCAACUGCAUGUUAACCAGUAGGUGUCAGUUGUUAAAAGAAGUUUUGUCUUAAAAUAGAUUAAUCAUUGAGUUUUCAAAAGAAGCCUGGUCAGAGUCUCUGAUUUGCCCUGAAUUCUGCCCAGUCUUGAGCCUAUGUAUUUUGUUACUUAAAGGUUAAACGCCGGGGGGUGAGGGGGCUCUGGUUGCCUUAUUGGAAAGGAAGUGCAAGAUAUUCUUACUUGUCGACAAUGGCAAGAGCAUCUGUGCUGACCCUGGGUAGACUGUUAGUCUGCAAAUCUCACAUGGCAGUGUUAGGAAUGUCAGAUUUUAUAAAUGGUUAUACUUUAAACUGCAUUUAAUUUCAAGAGAGAUUGAAGUUUGGUGUCUAAAGGAUAGCUGGUUAGCAUUUCUACCUGGACACCAGUUUCACAUGAUUCAUAUUACCACAAGGAUGGGUUUUUGGAAGGAACAGUAUAUAGAAACCCGUUGUAGGAUUAGGUUGCAGGUCUUCUAAGAUAUCCCUGACCCUCUCAGACAUAGUGUGCAAUAACCUGAGAGAGACCAGAGAUAGAGACAGCCAGUCUCCAUUCAUCAUGCAGAAUGCAGGUGGGAGCUUGCGCUCGAGUUGAAGAGAUCAAGUUUGUAAGGAUCUAAAUGAGGCAGGGAAAUUCGCCUAGUUUUGGUUAGAGGGAGGAACCUUCAGGGUAACCCUACCAGGAAAAUGCGUCCCAGGGUCAGGAGUUACCUGGCUGGUGGAGUAUCUCAAACUCUGCUACUUGAAAACCACAGUGCCUGAAAACUGGAUGUUUUGAUAAUGUUUCAUGCACCAAUUUUAAUUGAGUAACAUUUAAAAAAAAACUGAACUGGCAGUUUGUUUAAGUGCUGCAUUGGCACAGUGUGGCUUUAGACUAGUUACUGGCUUUGUGUGCUGCUCUAUCCUGUGCUUCAAGUGACCCUUGACCCCACCUGAACCAGUAUGACCCGAAUUGCCCACAGCCUAACCUGCCCAAUCUGAAAUCUGGCAUGGCCUCAGCCCCAAGGGUGCCAGAUUUGGGGUACUGUACUUGUUCUAUGUAUUAGUGAAGAAUUUGUUUAGAUUCGGUAAUCCAGUGGCUUCUUUUCCAUCUGAUGGCCAGAAUUAGAGUAAAUGCACACAGAUCAAACUUGAUCAGUCGCAUAUAAGAUGUUGCAUCUGACCUACUGAGUUCAAACAUCUGCACCAAUCCCAGUAAAAGCCAUGAAUGGCUCAGGCACUUGGCUCCUGGCUAACUGUGAUGAAAAUCUGGUAUUGUUCCAUACUGUUGACUAUAAAAUGAAACACUAAUUGUUUUUAAUGGCUUUAAUCAAUUGUCAGACUUUAUCUUAGAGGUACCUAGAUGUUACUGCCAACGACUUAUCAGCCUGGUGCUCUCAUGAAGACAUUCUCAGGGUCUAGAAAGAACAUUGUGCUGAUUUAGUAUCUGACCUGACAUGCACUAGUGCAGACUUGUUUGCUUGGGCAUUGAAAAGCAAGUAGGACAUGCUCACAGUUAGAAGCCCUUAGCGUGUAAGUUCAGUGGAAGAAUGUGCACUCUGUACUACAUUUGGCCAUUGUCAACCUUACCCUCAUUCUGACUUCUCUGGAAGGCUCCAAAGUGGACUUGUAGAUUAUUAAGAUAAUUAAUAACCAGCACUGAGGCUUUUCAUAUCUUACAAACUUUAUUGUCUUCAAGGAAUGACCUUAACCCCAAAGCGACGCAAUUUUGAAUUUCUGCACCAGUUUCACCUUCCUAAAGUUAAUGAAGCCCUGUUCUCCCAUCAUUGACCUAACCAUCUAUCAGAUGCCAUUUUGUUUCCCUGGCAAAUUCUAUAUAGAUCUGGACCAUUCUCUUUCUCAAAUUUUGAAAUUUCUGCCUGUAGGCCUCUGGCACCAACUCAUAAGCAUCAAGCAUAGCAGUUUUUAUUUCCUUGCAAUCACAUAAGUGCUCUGCUGAAAGGGAUGAGCAAUUAAAGAUUCCACAGACAUUUUAAAGAAAUUACAAAUUUUCUUUACUGCUCUGCUUCUGGGUCAAAGGUUGUCACUAUAGAUUGGAUGAUGUGGGAAGCCUACAGAGUAAUUAAAAAGGAAGAAGCAAGAUUCUGCAUCUGAAGUAUGCGUAGAAGAAGUGUGAUUUGAAUAAAGUUGACUGAGGAGAAACCCAGUUAUCUUGAUUUCAUGCGUUUUCAUAAACUUUCAACUGAGCACCUCAUGGAGUAAUUUUUUAAGAUGCUGGAAGCACAUUGGCAAACCUUGGAUUUUGCCCAGUUUCUUUUCUAGCUUCAAGGUCCACAAAAUCAGGGCUUACUGAAGUUCCUCUACCUAAAGAAGAAGGUAGGUCCAACGUCGCCUAUCCUUUUUGGUCCCUUUAUCAGCAUUGCAUCGUUUAUCAUUGUGAGGGUUAGAAUUUGAGUGUCUGCCCUGGAUAUUUCUGUUCUGGAUAUUUUUGAAAUCAUUACAUGUUCCUUUAGUGUUUCUGGAAGAUUAGUGCACUCUUUUUAAAAUAAAUAAUUAAAUAAAUCUGAACCUUUGGCAUUACUGUCAAGGUUGUAGUUAUUGCUAAUCUUUAGCAACCCAGUAGCAAUUAGGAUACUUCAUGGGGUAAUUAAGAAUCAACCAUAUUGGUGUGGGACUGGAGUCACAAAUAGGCCAGGACCGGAUAAAAACAGCAGGUUUCCUUCCCUAAAAGACAUUGGUGUAGCAGAUGGAUUUUUACUGAUCUGACAGCUUCAUAAUCCAUUUUACUUGAAAAUCACCAUCUUGAUCAAUGGACUAUGCAGUAGGACCUGAUUGUGAAUCCUCUAAUUGCAAUGAUAUGGCUCUGCAAGUCCCAGGAGAGGAUGUUAAAGUUAUUCAUUUGCAGGUGCAGGCAAAUGUAACCAUUGUUUAUCUUGGUUGUUUCUUUUGUAUUGGUAUAUGCGGUUUUGGUGAAUCCAGUUUUCAGCCUGAUCUUCAGUAAUAGCAAAGUCCAAAACUGGGGGAGCUUCUGACAUAUAAGACAUGCUCAAACAGUCCUCCAAAAUUCUACCGAGCUUCUAGAGAUGCAACAGUCAAAAACCUGUUCACUUUGACUUCUUACAUAACAUUUUUACUAAUUUGUGAAGAGUAAAAGAAGCAAAUGUAAUUUUGUAAGUCAUAAGUUGUUGUGAAUGCAGUCCGGAUUUUAUUUGCAAUUAUUAAUAUCUACUUGAAUAUGUGUGUACAACUCUUCAAUAAAUGGAUUCUGAAAUG